CCAAGAGCCCAAGACACGACGCCGCGCGCGAGGCAGCUGAGCUAUACCACAGCGCGAUCGAUGGCGUCGGGCGUCGGGGAGCCGCCGUUCCCGGCGGUGGACAAGUGCGACGCGUCGCGCCUCGGGACGGAGUCCACGGUCGCGGCGGACCUCGACGGCACGCUGCUCCGUUCCCGGAGCGCGUUCCCGUACUACGCGCUCGUCGCCUACGAGACGGGCGGCGCGCCGCGCCUUGCGCUGCUGCUGCUUCUGGCGCCGCUGGCGGCGGCGCUGUCCCGCCUGGCGUCGUCGCCCGCCGCGGGGGUGCGGGUGCUGGUGUUCGCGGCCACGGCGGGGGCGCGCGUGGCCGACGUCGAGUCCGCGGCGCGCGCCGUGCUGCCCAGGUUCUACGCCGCCGACGUGCACCCGGCCGCGUGGCGCGUCUUCGCGGCGUGCGGCGGGGGCAGGCGGCUGGUGCUCACCGCCACGCCGCGGAUCAUGGCGGAACCGUUCCUGCGGGGCUGCCUCGGCGCGGACGCCGUCGCCGGCACGGAGCUCGCGACGUGGCGCGGGCGCGCCACUGGGUGGGUCGACGCGCGCCGGGGCGUGCUCGUCGGCGAGAGGAAGGCUCAGGCGCUCAGGGAGAUGGUCGGGCACGGUGAGAUGCCGGACGUCGGGCUGGGCGAUGGGAAGUCGGAUUACGCCUUCAUGCGCAUCUGCAAGGAGGCCUACCUCGUGCCGCGGACGCCGGUGGAGGCCGUGCGCGCUGACGAGCUGCCGAAGCGGAUCGUCUUCCACGACGGCCGCCUCGUGCAGCGCCCGACCCCGCUCGUCGCGCUGCUCACCCUGCUGUGGCUCCCCGUCGGCCUCCUCCUCUCGCUCGUCCGCGUCGCCGCGGGGGCGCUCCUCCCGAUGCGGUGGCUCCACGUCGCCUUCCACGCGCUGGGCGUACGCGUCGUCGUGCGAGGGUCGCCGCCGCCGCCGCCGCGCCACGGUGGCGGCGCGACGGGCGGCGUGCUCUUCGCCUGCUGCCACCGCACGCUCCUCGACGCGAUCUUCCUCUCCGUCGCGCUCGGCCGGCCUGUGGCCGCCGUCACCUACUCCCUCUCCCGCCUCUCCGAGUUCCUGUCCCCGAUCCGCACCGUGCGGCUCACCCGCGACCGCGCCGCCGACGCCGCCACCAUCAGGACCGUGCUGUCCGAGGGCGACCUCGCCGUCUGCCCCGAGGGGACCACGUGCCGGGAGCCGUUCCUGCUGCGGUUCUCGGCGCUCUUCGCCGAGCUCACCGACGACAUCGUGCCGGUGGCGUUGGAGUGCCGGAUGAGCAUGUUCCACGGCACGACGGCGAGGGGGUGGAAGGGGAUGGACCCCUUCUACUUCUUCAUGAACCCGAGGCCGGUGUACACGGUCACGUUCCUCGACAAGCUGCCGGCAGACCUCACCUGCGGCGGCGGUAAGUCCAGCCAUGAGGUGGCCAACUACGUGCAGAAGGUCAUAGCCUCCACGCUCUCGUACCAGUGCACCGGCUUCACCAGGAAGGACAAGUACAGGGAGCUAGCCGACAACGACGGCGUAGUCCAUGCCAGGUAAAUAAACACCACCGAGAAAGAGCGCGUCCUUGCUUGGUAAAGACAGAUCAGUUGUAUAUGCUGUAUAAGUUUUAACUUCACAUUGCGUGAUAAUUUCGUUUCAAAAAAAAACAUUGUGUAGUAAUAAUCUGGGCUGGUGACGCUGAUAUGUGAUACAAAUCGACUACUGGACACUACAUCACGAGGUGCAUCUACGAAAGGGAACAGAGUGGGUGUUAGGACUCCUUGCUCUUUGACCAUCCGUCCCCAAAAGAAAUUGAGGAAAAAUCCUUCCCAAAUUUGGAACGGUGCCGAUCAUCACCAUCAGAACUCGGAGAGGGACGUGCAACCUCCUUAAUCAAAGCACUAUACUCUCCUUCCGUCCCAUACGAUUGCUUCUCAAGAUUUCUUCAACCCAUUUAAGAUUGCCUUCGGUUGCUCGAGAAUUUCCACCACCAUUUCCACACCCUCUCUCUGUCUCAGCAUACACAUCACUUAAGAAUUACACGCUCAACGACACUAGCUUUGUAAGAAAAUCAACAGGACGUCUUAUAAAAUGAUGUAUAUAUUAUCCUCAUAAUGAUGAAGAAAA
Setaria italica (foxtail millet) is the source of this 2139-nucleotide messenger RNA. RefSeq names its product glycerol-3-phosphate 2-O-acyltransferase 6. Gene Ontology annotation, molecular function: phosphatase activity; glycerol-3-phosphate 2-O-acyltransferase activity. Lineage: Eukaryota; Viridiplantae; Streptophyta; Magnoliopsida; Poales; Poaceae. Gene Ontology annotation, cellular component: membrane. Bases 61 to 1569 code for a protein of 502 amino acids. The transcript is spliced from 2 exons. Gene Ontology annotation, biological process: cutin biosynthetic process. The record is from RefSeq and is a predicted model, not a curated record.